Molecule: messenger RNA, 6700 nt
Organism: Acanthaster planci (crown-of-thorns starfish)
Lineage: Eukaryota; Metazoa; Echinodermata; Asteroidea; Valvatida; Acanthasteridae
Product: protein mab-21-like 2
Source: RefSeq, a predicted model, not a curated record
AAGCUGGCACGUUUGCUAUAUCGAGGCACGUCAUUGGUCAAUCGCGGUCUAUUCACCACGCCAUCCGCAUACACAUACCGCACGGCCAAGCACCGAGUACUAUACGUGUAUGCUAUCACUGUGCACUGUAAUACACACGCUCAUGCUCAUAGCUGCGAUGACAGUGUUGGCGACCAACGUGACGGUCAUGCUUUGCUGGAAUUGCGAUGACAUGACCACUCUGCGAUACCCUCACGCCGUGACUUCAAAAACAUAAACACAGCGGUUGCUUCCUAUAGUUUACGUCGAGAUUCUGUCCAAGCUGACCGCCCAUGCGAUGUGGUCCGCCUGAUAUUGUGACGGGCUCAAUGAACGAUAGGUAAAACAGAAAAGUUGACUACAGCGACCACAUCUGUCUUGAUGCUGCUCUGAUUGGACCUGAAACUUCCAACUCCCCGUGCAGCGUGCAGUCUUUGACAGCGUGCAAAGCUAACUUGUAGACUUGACGGGUUUCGCUUCAGCGCGAGCAAGCACCUUGCGGUGCAUGCCAUAACACACGAGGCUCUACUUGUGCCGACUUCGUUUGGGUUCCGAACUCGAGGUAGUUUCCUCAAACCAGCCAUCAACAUGUUGACAGCGCAGUCCAAACUGUUUUACCAGCUCAAUCGGUAUGUCAACGAGAGAGUGGCCGCUCGGAAGGCCAGCAUCUCCAAAACCAUUCGCGAGGUGUGCAAGAUCGUUACCGAUGUCCUCAAGGAAGUGGAAGUGCAAGAGCCCCGCUUCAUCAGCUCCUUGGUCGAGACAGAGACAGGCAGGUUUGAGGGGUUGGAAGUCAUCUCGCCCACCGAGUUUGAAGUGGUGUUGUUCCUCAAUCAAAUGGGAGUGUUUAACUUUGUGGACGACGGCUCAGUGCCCGGCUGUGCAGUGCUGAAGCUCAGUGACGGCCGUAAGCGCUCCAUGUCCCUCUGGGUGGAGUUCAUCACAGCGUCGGGCUACCUGUCGGCCAGGAAGAUCCGUUCCCGGUUCCAGACCUUGGUGGCCCAGGCUGUGGACAAAUGCAAGUACCGGGACAUUGUCAAGAUGAUCCCAGACACCACCGAGGUAAAGUUGAGAAUACGCGAGCGCUACGUCGUGCUCAUCACUCCGGCGUUCAAGUGCAGUGGUAUCUGGCCGCGCAGUGCAGCACACUGGCCAUUGCCACAUAUCCCCUGGCCUGUGCCCGGCCUCAUUGCGGAGGUGAAAACCGAGGGAUUCAAUCUCCUGUCCAAAGAGAGCCCGUCCCAGGCUGGCAAACAGUCCUCAGCUGAGGGAGAUGCAUGGGUUUUGUCGUUCACAGACGCCGAGAACAAACUGCUCCAGGGUGGCGUCAGAAGAAAAUGCCUCAGCAUCUUGAAAACACUGCGAGACAAGCACCUGGAGAGCACGGGACAGCCAGUCAAGAACUACCAUCUUAAGACACUACUCCUAUACGAGUGCGAGAAACAUCCCCGUGAAAUUGACUGGGAUGAGAUGUGCUUAGGCGACCGCAUCAAUGGUAUUCUCUUGCAGCUCAUUUCAUGCCUACAGAAUCGCAGAUGUCCCCAUUACUUUCUCCACGGACUUGACCUCUUCAGCAACAAGCCGCACCAUUUGUUGGACACUGCAGCCAAACAGGCGUGGAGAAUAGCCCGAGAGAUUCUGACCAACCCACGGAGUCUCGAAAAACUAUGACCGUAAUCUCCAUGCCAAACCCGCGAACAGGUGAAUGGUAGUACGGAAAAUGUGCACUACAAACCAAGCAUCACCGCCACCCGGGAACGAAUCAUGACCGGGCGCAGAGAGAAACAGUGACGCGGAGCAGCGACGCGUUAGACGGGGACGCUGUGACGGCGGAGACGCGGUGAACACUGCCGAGCGCAAAGUGAUCAACACCCAGGAUUCAAUUUCAAACAGUUGACUCGUACUCUGCAAAACUACGGUGAUGAGACGUCCUAGACUCUGAAACAUUCUGAUGUAUACUAGAUUCUAUGUAUAAUUGUGAAGCGAAAGUGUUUUUUGACGCAAAUGGAGCGGAGUUUUACAGACAAUGAAUCAGAUGUCACAAAACAUUUCCUGCGGAUAGAUUGUCAGUGAGUACAUUAAAAUCAGAUACAAGUUUAGUAAGUGUAGUAGUGCCAGUCUUUCGAUACAUGUUCGGGGGGAACGUGUGAUGUCUGAGGUUUGGCAAAAACACUGAUGCUCAAAAUGUAAAUUUGUUCAGAAUUUGACACGAAUGUCCCCCUUUUGAAACAAAACUGAAGUUGUCAAUGUCGAAAACCGUACUUCUCCGAAUGUUCAUGUUCCUGCAUUACGUAGUAAUGAUAGCUGAGCCACUUCGUGUUUUUUGCAUUAUCUGCGUUGCAGUCUGAUGUAAGCAUAAGUUAUUGACUGUGAAAGUAACGAAUAAGUAAGCGAUGGUAGUAACUAUAGUUACAAAAUCAAAAAAGUGGAGCUCAAUUAAAGACUUAGGACAUAAUUAGUCCGUCCUUGAUGUAAUAUUCCUGAAUUAUUUACACUUCCAAUGGACUAACACUUAACGGUCAAUCUAUGUCACUGUACAUCCCUGCUCCAGAAAUUUUCAAUGAUUUCGAAGUUUCAAUAAAAGAAAUCUUAGUUAAAUUUAAUGAUCACCGUGAAACUGCGUCAUUCAGAAAAAAAACAGUCAAAAGUUCACGAUAGUUUUGUUCGAAGUUGGAAGGCUGACCGUCUGGUACUGAUUCAGUAUCGGCGAUGAUGAGAUUAAACCUGAGCCUACUGGUAAGACGAAAAGGAAAACUUGAUUACUCUAUCAGAGACAACAGAUCAUUCCGAACCUGAAUCGACCAAAGUAUCGCCUAGACCAUUAAUACUGUGAUGCGAGGGCUGCCUUGUUCAGCCCCUCCACUGAAUCACAGGAAGUCGCGACUAGGAUGUAGCAAAAAUCGGAUAACUAGUAGUAAGUGAUCGCGGUGGAAUAUCUGGCAGUACUUGAGUGUGUAGUACUACACGCGUUCAGCCUUCCGUGGCCUUGACCUUGCAAAAAAGGAACAGCACAUGCACCCAAACGCGUAAACAUUGAACAGGUUUAAGCCAAUGAUAAUGUUCCUCUGUUACGUUAGUUUUAGUGAAAAUAACCCGUGUUUCAGAAUGUCUGCCACACAUCAGCAAAAGGCAUGUACACUUGCCAAACCCCCAAUCAGCAUUUUCGCGUCAAUCUAAUCAAAACAGCGCUAAAAAGGCUAAGUUUGUUUUGUAUUUUAAAACAACUUACAUAAGUGAUAAUUUUGGGGAAAAUGCAACGUACUGGGCUUGUUCUACAACCGCUUGUUAGAAAGUAAGACAUUCGUCAUUAUAAAGCAACACAAUUAACGACCAGUUUCGAUUAGUGACAUGUAAUACUCGGUAAAAGUGUUGCAUUAAAUAUGCGCAAGUAUUAGGGUAGCAAGUAGGGUGUUGAUAAUGUUACAUGCAAUGUAGCUGAACCAUGACACUGACAAAGAUGUCGUGUCGGCUGCCUAAACAGUUGCCGUAGCAUGUCAUGUCAUACACGCCCACAUGCUGUCACUACACCGACAUUCAGCCCAGUUCACCGGCCAAACUAGAAAAACGGUUGUAACCUUAACCAGAACCACUCGGGAAUUUGAUACCAAUACAACUUAAUGGAAUGUUGGCGAUGGGCCUAUACCUCUGCUGUAGGAAUUAAUAUGAGAAGCAAUGCAUUGCUACCCUUCUGCUUCCUAAUUUUGGUAGGAAAACGAACUGUGUUGACUUUUACGUUCAGUCCUGCUCUUAAUGGAUUUGGAGAAUAAUUUCUGAACAGAAUGCCGUACAAAAUCAAAUCUAAAGAUAAUCGAAUGCCAACUACGAUGUCCUUGUAACACUAUUUGUAAGUAGUCCCAAAAGUGUCAACCCCCAAUUGUUGUUGUUUUUCACCCUUUUUUUAAAAAUUGUGUCAGAAGACUUCCUCACUAAUGUUUCUUAAAUACCAAGUCUUAAAAAGUUUGAUGCCAUAAUCCUCGUUCGUAUCAGGGCUUUAAUAAUGCUUGUCUUUGGGCAGCGUAUGUUGACAUAAUUUGCAGAUGACUGUAUCGGAACAAAUGAAGUUUAUACACGGAGUUUGGCCAUUUCCGCAAUGGAGAGCCAAAAUCUGGAUAAGACGGGAUAAUUUCAGCUCCGAAUUUUCGAAUACGGCCGCCAUGCUCGAAAUGUUUCCACAAAGAAUGGGAAAAUCGCAUGCACAGCAUGAACACCACUGAAACGAUCAACUUCAAAACAUGUACAUUUAAUACUCUCCCCCCAAAGGAAACCAGUACAUGUAAAAGUUUUGCUUUUCUUGUCUUCACAUUUAAGUACUUCAUUCCAACUGAGAACAGCUGGUCAAAAGUUAGAGUGGAUUGGCAGAAACGCUUCCCGACAACGUACAUGCCCAUAUUGGCUAACUGUAUGAUUCUUGUUGGCAUUUUAAAAACAAGGUCUGACUUUAAUUCAUCCGAGUCCAUAACAUGAUCCGCGUGUGGUAAAAGAUAUGCUAUCGCAGUGUGCAUGGUAAUGGAAAGGGAGCGUUAUCGCCAAAACUCAGACUCGAAAUGGUCACUAUAAAGGAUUCAAACACGACGGGUUAAGAAUCAGUUUCAGAACAAAUUUGUAGGUUUUGUCAUAUUCAAGAUCAGAUUGUGCAAAGGUUCGAGUUUUAACACGCUUUCUGUUAGCUUGUGUGGAUCUGGAAAUCGAAUUACAUUUGUAAUAGUAUUUAGCUGAGGUCUUGGUAAUUUAUUUGCAGUCCGCGUUCGCAUGGUUCGUGUGUAUAAACGUAAUGGUUUUAAACGCAUCUUGAUGGACGUCUUGCAACUUUGGACAUUGUUUUUUCAAUUUGUUAACCAUCAGCAUUUCGUGAACGUUGCUUUAUGCGGAUCUACUACUAAAAGGGAUGCAUUUGAGAAAUGUGCUCAACGUCUACGCAUAUCUGCAGUAGGCAGUGCAGUACUUUAUAAUACUGCACACAUUUUGGGGUGAUAUUUUUUAAGGAACCACUCUGUAGCUAACGAAAGCAAAUUGAUGUAUUGGAGUAUGGAUGCCAUGGUGACUAGGAUAUAAAUAGCAGCUUAACACAAUAUUAUUGUAUGUUGAAGAUUUGUGAAGAUGAUUUUGAUGUUUUCAGAGAAGCCGAGAGGGCGUUCUGAAAUAAAACUCAGCAACAGUGUAAGAACAAAAUGGCGACGAUAUCAUGUUUUUUUCUGCUUUGGUUUUGUGGUGUAGUACUGUUGUAAAACGUUACCUUUUCGUAUAAUUACAACAUAAAAGUGUCUUCCAUAAACUACUAAGUUUAAAAUGUUUAAGAACAAAGCUAGCACAAUUUGCCCAGACAAUUUGUUAAUGCUUUAAGAAGUUAGUGGAAGAACAUCCAGAGUUAUAUGAAUCAAGGCUAUUGUGUUGCAAAAACUUUUUAAAACAUAUAAUCUUUGAAUGCUAAGUUUACUGGCUCUGAUGAAGCGACGAUCGUUCUACAUGCACGCGUAUAUAGAGUUACUUUCUGAUUGCAAAAGCCAAUAUCAUUAUGUACACAUCUUUCUAGGUCUGCUACUAGAUCCGAAUUCAUCGCACAACAGUGCGUUAUGUGUAUGAAAGUGGAGAAAUAACUAACAAUUUAACAAACAUGAAAUAAAAUUGAGUCCAGCGUGUAAUCUGAGAAUACCAGCAAUGAAAAUCGCCUCGGUCAGUUGUGCACAACUUAGGAUGGUCGAACUAUCAGAGUUCGAUUUUGCCACGUCAUCGUUAUAAACCACGUGAGCAGUGGACAAUUAUUUGUCCAGAUGCCCCAACAAAGCACGAAGAAAAAAAAGGGACAGGAAAAUGUCCCAUUCUGCUCUGGAUUAAUGGGCAACAACAUUUCAUGAGCGGGGAUGUGAGUGGCAAUAUACUGUAAAGCUAAAACAGCUAGCAAAACGCUGAAAUUUAAAAGAUCCCAUAAUACAUGUACUGUACAAAGUAGUUGUACAAAAAAGCUGAAAUUAUGAGUAAAAAAACUAAGCACAAAAAGCAGAAAUCAUCUGAAAUGCUGAAUUCUCACACUCCUGCAUGAGGUAUUUGGUCUUGUUUUUUUUUUACUUUUUACCCACUUUUUGCAGACAGAGAUACAUGUUUGAAUACGACGGUGGCGGUCGAGCAACUGGCACGCACAGCACGCAACAGCGCGUGGUUCAUGCUAUCAAUGACAGGAGCCCGUUUCUUGUCCGUCUGGUUCCACUGUUUGUGUUAAGCGGGCGAGGCCGUAAAGUCACCGCCACAACAAGGGCUUUUUUCCCAGAUGGGUUACGCCAACUUAAUCGACACUAGUGCCAUGGUGUCGCUUAAGUUAGUGAUCCGGGUUAGGCUUCACUUAGGGUGUUUAUGAGGACAAACUUGUACAUCUUCCCUCAAUGAAACACAGAUAAACAGUUAAAUUUUCGUAAUUUACCGUCAUGUCUUGUAUUUCCGAAUUGACACAGGAUUCUUCAGCGUUCAACUUUUUGAAUAGUUGUGGCUGGAGUUACAGAUAGAGCCUGAGGAAGUCACGCUUGCAACUAGUUCAGCCGUUCUAUGGGAUAAUUAAACUGUUCUAUGAUAAGUCGCGAGCGACAAAUGAAAACAUCAACGUUAUACUCGUUAGGAUUACUGGUGGGAAACCACAGCACCAGCUGUAUUAUUUUAAUAUUUGCACAAUUAAAAUUGCAGUGGCAUCCCGCUA